Molecule: messenger RNA, 961 nt
Organism: Agelaius phoeniceus (red-winged blackbird)
Lineage: Eukaryota; Metazoa; Chordata; Aves; Passeriformes; Icteridae
Gene: TMED6
Product: transmembrane p24 trafficking protein 6
Source: RefSeq, a predicted model, not a curated record
AUGCUGCUGCUGCUGCUCCUGGCUCUGCUGGGCCCCGCUGGCUGCCCCAGGACAGAGCCCCUGAGCGGUGGCUCCAGCCAGGAGCCGCUGUUCCGCGGCGCCGACCGCUACGACUUCGCCAUCGUCAUCCCCGCCGGCACAGCCGAGUGCUUCUGGCAGUUCUCACACCAGGGAGGAAACUUCUACUUCAGCUACGAGGUCCAGCGGGCGACGGGGAUUGGCAACAGCAGGAGCAUCCUGGUGACAGCGAGUGACCCCAAUGGCUUCCAGCUCGGAGUGUCCCAGGACGUGCGAGGACAGAUCAACUUCCUCACCAAGGACACAGGUUUCUACCAGCUCUGCCUGGACAACCACCAAAACCACUUUGGCUUAAUGCAGGUGUAUCUCAACUUUGGUGUGUACUAUGAUGACUUCAACAUGGAGCACAAGCAGCCAGCUGAGAGGAAGGAGCUGAACGACACCCUGGAGGCAAUUGGGGCGAGCAUCCAGAAGCUGCACAUGCACACCUUCCACAUGUGGCGCUUCUACAACUUUGCCCGGAUGAGGAAAUGGGCUGACUCCUUCCUCCUGGAGUCCAACUACAACUAUAUCAACUGGUGGUCCAUGGCCCAGAGCUGUGUCAUUGUCCUCUCUGGGGUGCUGCAGCUCUGCUUCCUCAAGCGCCUCUUUCAUGCGCAAACCUCGGGCAGCCAGAGGUGCUAGAGCAGGGCAGGGACCGCCCUGCAGAGCCAGCUCACCUGGCUGCCACUGUCCCACCACAGAGCAGGAGCAAAGGCUGGAUUCUGCUUCCAGGAGGAGGCUGGAGAGUUUCCCCUGCUCCUGCCUCAGCUCUGGCCCUGGCAUCACCCCGAGAAAAUCAAAGGCCACACUGUCACCUGAGUUCUGUGUGCUGUGUGGGUUUGUCACAUACCUACCCACUGUGUCUUAAUGGGCCUUUUCUACCUAACUCCCAAUAAAGGAA